UGUGGUGUUUGCUGAGAAGUGGGAGGGAAGUUUACACUGUGUAAGUGUGUACUGUGUUGAGGCGAUUUUUGGUUUGGUGUUUUUGUCUGAUGAUCUACAUCUAAAAUACUACAAGAUUAUUGCCUUUACAAUGGCAACACUUGAUAGACAAACAUUUCAGAAAGAGGUUGCAUCAAUGCGAAAUGAAAUUGAGAGGAAUAGAACUGGCCUUUUCCAAAAAUUAACAAGGGCUGCAAUAAAAUUCAAAACAAAAAGUGCUCCCGAAGAAAAAUCAGAACAUUAUAAGCAAAAGGCUCAGCAAAUAAUAGAAGAAGCAGCAGAAGGAAAGAUGUUAGAUAGAGAUGAUAUCAUUAAAUUUUUGUUAUCCCAUACAGAAGAAGAACUUGAACAGUUACUUAAGGAUCCCAAUUUACAACCUGAUGUAAAGUUCAAAGCAAAAAUGGGUCUGCAAUAUCCUUCACUUAGAAGUACUAUAAACCACUUCCAUAAUAGGUAUCCAGCAUGGAAAGAAAGUUUACCAGAUCUGUUGAAAGAAUACAACCAUAAACCACCAUUGCAGAAAAAGGUGACAGAAUUAAAAAUAAAUAAUAAAGCUCAAAGGAGUGCGGUAAAAGAGGAUUUUUCUGAAUCACUGAUAAGUGAUUAUUGCAAUAAUUGGUCUGUGACAGAAGAUUUAGAUAUAACUCUAGUCCUUAAUACAAACAAAAAGCGCAUGAAUAAAUUCGAUGAUAAUUCAAAAGGAAUGAAUCAAUAUGGAAAGAAAGGGAAAUUUGUUCAAAGAAAACCAUGUUCUAAAAUGAUGGACUUGCAACAAAAACAUACAAACUCAGAUUUUGCACUAAACAAAAGAUUUGAUAAAUUUGAUAAAACGUCAAAUAAAUCUUUUACAAAAAAUAAUGAUUUUAAAUAUAUAAAAACUCUUAAUUCUCCUGAAAAAGAUGCACUUUCCAAAUCAUAUGAUGCUGGCAUGAGUACUAAUGGUGACAGUGAGAUGAUGGUUGACAAAACUGGUUCUGAAAACCAAACGAACCCUAAUGAAACUGUGCCAGUCAAGAAAAAUCCUAGUUCCGAUGUUGAAAUGAAAGUAGAGGAAUUAAAGGCUGAUCCUUUUUUCAUGACGAAAGACAAUAAAGACUACAUGACCUCAUCCAAAGUUGAACUACCCAAAAGUGAAAUACAUGAAGACAAGGCUGAUAAUGAAUUGAAGUCAUAUCAUUUGAAAAAUUUUAAGAACAUGAAUCAAAAACCUCCAUACUUUAGUGACCAGAAGCCAUUUGGCAAUAAAUUCAAUAAGCAAGAUUAUUCAAAUCGGUUUGGCAAUAAAUUCAAUAAGCAAGAUUAUUCAAGUCGGUUUGGGCAAAAUAAACCUAAGUUUAACUCAAGACCAACGUUCAGACCAGGUGGAAACUGGAAUGGAAAUUUUAAAAAUAAUCAAAACCCAAAAACAAGAUAUGUAAAGCUUCAUCCAUCAUGGGAGGCUAAAAAGAAACAAAUGGCAAGCCUAACUGAAUUCAAAGGUAAUAAAAUAGUAUUCAAUUAAAACUUUUGAAAUUUUCUGUUAAAGUGUAAAAUGUAUGUAUACAUACAAUAAUACAGAAUUUUAU
This is a messenger RNA of Cimex lectularius (bed bug), 1604 nucleotides long. RefSeq lists its product as uncharacterized. Bases 131 to 1540 code for a protein of 469 amino acids. The transcript is spliced from 4 exons. The record is from RefSeq and is a predicted model, not a curated record. NCBI's taxonomy places the organism in Eukaryota, Metazoa, Arthropoda, Insecta, Hemiptera, Cimicidae.